CGACCCCUUUAUUGAUACAUCAUCUCUUUCGUAAGCUCAAACUUGCACACAUUCCCUCUCCUUUCAUAAACUGAAACUUUCCUUUAUCGGUAUCUUUAUUGUUAUAUUCUAAUGCUCGAACGUAAUGCCAUGGCUUUCAUUCUGCGUGAGUAACUUUUAACUUUCCGACUGAGCAAACGGAGAAGGAGAGGGAAACGCAGAACAAGAACAGUAAACAAAGCAAAGCCGCCACCCAAUGCCCCGCUCCAAGGCCAAAAAGCUAAGCUCCCUCUUCAGCUCAGCCGUCAAAACCGCCACCACUAAAGCCUCCUCACCUGCAGGGGACGCAACCCCAAAACACUUCGUCUCUUCGCUCGACACGUCCUCCCCCACAGCCUCCGCUUUCAAAUUCCUCAAACGAUGCUCCGUUAUGUCCCCCAAACCCUCAGCUCUGUCAAAAAAAUCUACUCUCCCCAGCCUCAAGCUCGACGCAGCCUCAGAUUCCGUAGAGGAUUCGACAAAGCAGUUGUCAGAGGAGAUAUCUCAUAUAUUGUGCGGUGGUGCAUUAGAUAGUUCAGCUGAUUUGCAAGGAACUGACGAUGAACACUCUUUAAAAAAGGUUCUGGAGAUACCAUGGUUUUCGAAAUUGUCUCACCAUGACAUAUCAGUACAAAGGAAAGAUGUAUCUCGUGCAAGGAAACAGAAAUGGAUUUACAAAAGCUCUCAUGGGAAUCGCUUUAACCGGUUAGUUACAAUGUGUGGACAGAAACUAGGAACGGAGGCUACCAUGCAGGUAUUUGUUAAAUUGGGACGAGAAACAGGUAUCAAAGAAUAUAAUGCAUUGAUAAGAAUAUGCAUAGAGAAGGCCAUGACAAGUAAUGAUGAAGACAUUGCAUUAGAACAGACACACAAGGUGUUUAGACUUUUUGAAUCAAUGAGAGAACAGGGUUUCCAGAUAGAAGAAGCAGCUUAUGGUCCAUUUCUUAUGUAUUUAAUUCAGAUGGGUUUGGUACAAGAAUUUCAUUUUUUCUGUGAAGUUUUUAGAAAAUGGAAUCCUCGCCUAAUUUCAAGAUUAGGCUACUAUGAGAUGCUGUUGUGGAUAGGAGUAAACAAUGAAGAAAAGAUUCGUGAGAUUUGUAAUUACAUUGCACUUGAUGACGGGGAAGACAAGUCCAAUUUGCGAGAUAAUUGUUUGUUAGCACUUUGUGAAAGUGACAGGAAGACGGAGCUUUUGCAGUUAUUGGAAAUUGUAGACAUAACAAAGCUUUCACGCCCAGAUUAUGUAGCAAAUAUAUUUAAAUCAUUCGGAAGGCUAUUAUUGGAGUCUUUUGCUGAGAAAUUCUUUGUGGCAUUCAAAACCUGUGAUUGUGAAGCAGAAAACAUCUCAAAAUUCAUCUUCAGUUAUGUUGUUAGCAUUCCAAAUUUAGUGGAUCCAGUAUCCGGGAAGAUGAUCGCGAAGGGGCCUAAAGUUGAGGAUGUUGUUUCAAAAUUUAAAAACUUCCAUGCGAAAUUGGAAGUGGCACCUUCAUCCACAACAUAUGAGGAGCUCAUCACGUAUUGUUGUGAUUCACUCGAGGUGCAUGCUGCUCUUGAUCUAGUUGAUGAAAUGUGUGAAGUGGGGUUGACCUUAUCGCUGGAGGCUUUACACUCUGUUUUACAUGCUACUGAAGCGAGCUUUGACUUUAAUUUGGUACACCGUAUCUAUUCAGUGAUUUGUCACCAUGGUAUGAAGCCAAACAAUGAAACCUUCAGGAUCAUGAUAAAUAUGUGUGCAAAAAUGAAAGAUUUUAAGGGUGCAUAUAGUAUGCUUGAGGAUUUGAAGAAAAUUAAUUUGACACCUACAGCCGGCAUGUACAAUGCUAUAAUGGCAGGAUAUUUUCAGAAGAAAAACACCUAUGCAGCACUGAUGGUUCUCAAGCAAAUGAAACUAGAUGAUGUAAAACCUGAUUCUCAAACAUACAGCUAUCUGAUAAGUCAUUGUGACUGUGAAGAGGAUAUCAUCAAGUAUUAUGAAGAAUUGAAGUGUUUUGGAGUUGUCAUCACAAAGCAAAUUUUCAUGUCACUUAUAAAUGCAUAUGCAACUUGUGGACAGUUUGAGAAGGCAAAGCAGGUUCUCUCAGAUAAAGGAAUUCCUGUUAAGAACCUGAAUGAAAUUAAGAGUGUGCUUGUGUCAGCUCUUGCAUCACAUGGGCAAAUGUCUGAUGCCCUCGACUUAUAUGAAGAAAUCAAGCAAGCUGGAUGCAGUUUGGAAUCUAAAGCUCUUAAAAUUCUUAUUGAGCAUUUUCAAUCCGAUGGAGAGUUGGGUAGAUUACUUCAGCUACUCAAGGAAUUGAAAGGUCUGGAGCAUUGGGUUGAUGGUUGCUGCAGGGUUAUCUUAUAUUGUGUUCAAUAUAAACAUUUAAGUUCUGCUGUUGAUUUGCUCAAGCAACUUAAGGAUGAAUUAGGUGAUGAUGAAUUGGCUAUGGAAGUUGUUUUUGAUGAGGUAUUUUCUCUGAUUGGCGAGUCGGAGCCUACACAUUUGCAGAUUGGACUGGACUUGCUUCGGGUUGUCAAGGAUGAGCUUUGCCUUACUCCUUCCCGGAAGUGGCUUGAUUUCCUUCUCAGUGCUUGCGUCAAUGCCAAAGAUUUGCAGAGUUCCCUUAAGAUUUGGAAAGAAUAUCAAGCUGCUGGCCUUCCUUAUAACGUCCUCAGUUUCUUGAGAAUGUAUCAAGCCCUUUUAGCAUGUGGGGACUAUAAGGCUGCAAACAUCAUGCUCGAACAAAUUCCAAAAGAUGAUCCCCAUGUUCGUUGUGUCAUCAAAGCUUGUCAAAAAUGUUAUAUUGUUCUGGAUGAUCCCACAAAGAAAAAGAAAAAGAAAAAGAAAAAAGAAGGAAAAAUGAGAGAUGAAGAGUAAAAAAUAAAAUGAUCAGAACCGACGUCCAAUAUUUUUGUUUAUGUUCGGAAAUUACAUCAUUAUCUAAUUCAUAUUAUGAGGGCAAUUUUCACA
Molecule: messenger RNA, 2965 nt
Organism: Carya illinoinensis
Lineage: Eukaryota; Viridiplantae; Streptophyta; Magnoliopsida; Fagales; Juglandaceae
Product: pentatricopeptide repeat-containing protein At4g04790, mitochondrial-like
Exons: 17
Coding region: 236-2872 (878 amino acids)
Molecular function (GO): protein binding
Source: RefSeq, a predicted model, not a curated record